AUGGCCAAUCCCGACAUACCCACAUUGUCGAACCAACUCUCCUCUACAAAUAAUCCUCCGCCCAAGCACCACCACCAUAGUUGUAGUGACGGAGACGUUCUCUCUGUCGUUGGCAGACAUUUCACGAUCAAUAAAGAGAACAACCAUGCAAACACCAGCUCCUUCGACAACAACGACAAGGAGAAUUCUGUUCCGUUUGGGAGGAACUUGAAUUCGAUUUCGAAUUCAAAUUCAAAUUCUUUGUCGUCUUCUACCAACGGCUCUUUAGUUAUGCAGCAGAGGAAGAAGUCUCUGUCUACUGGGAGGGCUCUGAAGUCUUCGUCACUGCAAAUGUAUUCUGAGGCUGCCCCUGCUUCUUCUUGGUCCGCAUUGCCAAACAGGCCAUUGCCACUGGAUGUUAGGAGAUCCACUUGCCUCAUAGUGAAAGAAGCUUCGCCGGACAGCUUAGUUGGUGGCACUGUCAAUUCCCUUUAUACGAAUGAAGGGCAUCGGAAGCAGGAUUGGAAACUGGCGAUAGCCCACCAUAGGCGCCAUGGGGGAAGGUCUGAGUUUAUCAUAGCUCAGAAAUUGAAAGGACUUGUCUGUUGUUCAGAUGAGAUUUUUGUUGGGAAUGUGACUGCUAACCUCCUAGGUUCCAAGUACCACAUUUGGAAUCAGAAUCAGGUUCAGGAAAAUGGGAAGCAGAUAGUCUUGCAGCUUGGGAGGAUAGGCAAAUCCAAGUUUGUGAUGGAUUUCAUGUAA
Molecule: messenger RNA, 741 nt
Organism: Linum tenue
Lineage: Eukaryota; Viridiplantae; Streptophyta; Magnoliopsida; Malpighiales; Linaceae
Source: the annotation of a GenBank genome assembly